UUUUAGAAAAUAGGUAGAUUAUAAAUAGAGGUUUGGGUCUGUAAAUUAGAUGAUCGAGAAUAUUAUGCCAAAACUGACUUUUUCAGUUCUCCUUCUUCUUCUUCGAUUUCCAUUUCACCGAAACCCUAGUUUCCCCUGAUCUCAGUCCAAAUUUCUCCCGUUCUGCUUUUCCAGCCACCCCAAGGCUCCCGGAGCGUGACAUUUGGUAUAAGAGCGGUCGAUUCUUGGCCGUCUCUUUAUCAAUUUUCACUUUCUGAUUCAUUCUCUUCUUCCCCGUUCUUUCCUUUUGCCCUCUGAAAUCUGAACUCCAUUGCUUCCUCCCAUUUCUGAAAUCUGUGCGAUUUCUCCAUUUUCUUGAUUCGCACCAAACCCUUACUUUGUUUUCCCCUUUAUUUCGCGAUGGAAUUCAUUAAAUCUGAAGAAACUCAAUGCCGGGUUCAAACCCUGCUAUCUUGUCCAUCAUUAGAAGUAAAUCCGUCUGACCCGACACCGUUCAACCUCCCUGAACCUUCACCUUCUGGAAUCCUCCUCUUUUCCGACAAAAAAUUCACCGAUUGGCUUGACCUAAUUGAGGAAUUCUUCUUUCACAAUCGCGUUCCAUCUCAUAUGAAGCUAUUCACUGCUUCAUUCUAUAUGUCCAGCGAGCCUUUAAGGUUUUUGUACGGAUUGACCUACGUUUCCCAAAUAUCGACUUUGGAGGAAUUCGCGAAUCAAUUGGAGCUUAGAUUCGUGUAAUACAUUCGGCCAACCAAACGGAUUAGCUUUUGGGAGGCAUCGUCUGAGGAUACCCUAGUCACUGAGCCAUCACUUGAUCAAUGCAUCGGGUGUAAAUUAGCCUUAGAAGAUGAUGAUGAAGCCAAUCCAUCAGUGGAGGAAUCAACUGAAAUUCCAGCUGCGGUGCUCCAAGAAUUUGACUCUGAGAUGAGGCAAUUGAUGAAAAGGAUAAAUUCUAAUCUGAUGUAGAAGUUAAAAUCUGAAGUUUCCCAUGUGGUUUGCUCAGAAUCAGAAAGUAAUGCUAUGAUUUUAGAUAAGGAUAUUAAAGAACCUGUUGUUCCGGCUGAGGCUAAGUUUGAUUUCAGUCAUGAUGAUGAAAUGAUUCUAAAUGAUUGUGUUGUGCCGCUGAGUGUUGUUUCCACUGAUAUGUUGAAUUCUGUUGAAUCAGCUGAUGUUUUAAAUCAUUUUGGGAAUGUCGGAUUUGGCCCGGACUCAUUUGAUUUUGAACCGGGUGGAAUGGUAAAUUCGUGUACUGGAAAAACUAUUGGAAAAAGUAUGCUCUCUAUUAAUGAUGAUGUUAAUUUUUCACUUGAGUGUGUGGGUGUUACUUGUAUGAAUUCUGGGGGUAAUGAGGAAACAGGUGAAAAAGGUGUUGUGAGUGUUGUUUCUCUCAUUUUGAAUGAUUUGAAUGUUGAUCAAGGGACUGAUGAUAAUAUAGAUUUAGAUUGUUGCUAUGUGUCAGUAAUUAGAGUUUCAGUUGAAAUGAUGAAAGCACUUGGCAGAAACGAUAGGGCAGUUAAUUUCUGGAAUGAUAAUGGAAAGAUAAGCAGUUUGAUUGGUCAAGAGAGUCGAUUGAACUCCUUUUUUGUUGAUCCUGGAGGUUUAGAAAAUCUUCCUUGCAUACUGAGAGGUGCUGCCUUCUUAUCUGAUUAUGGUAAUACUAUAUUGGUGGAAUGUCCUCAACUGAACAAAAUAUGGCAUCCUUUUAGUAUAAGGGGGUUUGGGUUUAUUCAGUGGUUUGGUUAUUCUCGAGUUAUUCUCGAUUUUAUUGGAUGUGAAGAGUGGAAUGACGCUUCAGAGACUUCUGAUUUUGAUAAUCCUCUGGAGGUGACUGAUGAUUGGAAGAAUCGACAUUUUAACCUUGGAAUUCGACUGAACUGGGUUGCUGUUGAGCCUGGUGAUGACAACUUUUUUGUAAGUAAAAUUUCUGACAGAUUCUGUGUGAACAAUUUAAUUAGAAGGAUUCCUCGUGGUUGUUUUGUAUUUGGUGGGGUGAGUUCUCGUUUCAAUGGCGGUAAAGACUCAAGCCCUUUUUCUGUUAUUCUUGGAGGAACCCCAAAGAUGGUUAGUAUUAAUUCUGAUAGUGAUGGACAUGGGUUUGUUAAUUCUUGCUGCAAGUAUAUGGGCAUUGAAAUCAACUGGACAAGAGAUUAUGGGAGGAAAAAUGAUUAUAUGUGUUUAGGUACUGAUUUUGGUUCAAUCCUGCGUCAAACUUUAUUGACAAAUGGUUAUGGCAAUGGGUUAAUCACCACGAGACUUGGUGAUGAUGAUAGUGAAACUAAGUCAUGGCCUGAAGUAGGACUGAUUUUCAAGGUGGUACUGAUUUAAGAAGAUUGGUCAUUUCUGUCGGUUUAAUCCUUGAGGGCAAGGAUGUUUCUAGUGGCAAGGGAUGGGACGAACUUCAGCUGCAGAAUUUAAUGGUUGAUGGCGUCAUUGUUUUGUCUAGGGAUCAUGUGAAGAAGCAGCUCAUCACUGGCUUUUCCGGUAUAGUGUCUUUAAUGAUAUUUGGUAGUACAAUCUGGAAUUUAGUUGCUGAAGAUGAUAAGUUUCUCAGUGUCAAUGCUAUCAAUGAUAAUUAUGAUUUUGAUGUUAUCAAACAUGCUUGGUUAUUGUAUGAUGAAAUGAGUGGACUAUUGUUUGAGCCUACAUGUAUUUUUGAUCAUUUCGCUGAAGUUGUUGAAUAUUGUGUAGCUACUAGAUUUAAAAGAAAUACUAGAAUUGUUGAUGGAGUUUCUCUUUAGUAGAAUGAGCUAUAUAGUCUGGAAGCUAGAAACAGUUUGUGGCUUAUCGGUGGUAAUGGUAGUAGCAUGUUAUCAAAAAGUACCACAUAUUUGAAGCUGAAUACUUCUCUCUCUGUGAAUGUUAUGUAAAUUAUGUCUUCAAAGUUGAGAAGCUUAUUGGUAAGGAAAUGAACUUUGUUUGGUGGGUUGCCUGGCACGUAUUAGUAGCUGUUCUUAUGGAGACUUUUAAUGGAGCUAAGAGCUCAUAUAUUAUUAAGAAAAAUCUGAUUUUUGUUGAAGAAUAUAUGCACUGUGAAGAUCAGGUUCUGCGUAAGGAAUUUGCUAGUAAUUCCAUUUGUGUUGUCAACCCUAUUGUUCUGGAAAUGGUCCUUAUUAUGUCGGGUGAAACUGCUGAAAAUUGUGUAGCUACCAGACUUAAAGGAAGAUCUGUAACUGGGAGUUUUAUUGACAGGGUUCAAGAUGUUUAUUCUGAAAUCUUGAAUGAAACAAUGUUAGGUGUAGUGCCCAGAUUAAGUUAUACCUUUGAAAAAUUUGAAGGAUGUGUUGAGGGCAACUCAAAAAGUGUCAGAGGCUUGGUACCCAUUCGGAAUUGUCUUGAUCCUAAUUGGGGACAAAAUGAAUGGAAAUCAAAACCUCAAAAAGCAUCAGUUAUCUUAUGAAUUGAUCAUUUGGUUCCAGAUUGGUACUGUUUCCAACAUUGUGCUUUGUGCCAAUCAUUCCACUUGGGGCUAUUGUGUAUCCUUGCCAUAUGAUCCGGGAGGAUCGAUUAUAUAUUCAGUUCCAUUUGGUUUAAUUGCUGCUGAAAAUAAUGGAUUCUUUGAUAUUAGACAAGGUUUAUACAGGACUCAUCCAGGAUUGGUCUUAAAUCAAUACAGUGGUAGCUCUGUAACACAGUAUUUAGGUUGGGGAGCAAGGAAGUUGAAAGCAUGGCAUGAAUUGUUGUCUAUCUUUGAAGGAGGAACAACCUACUGAAGAGAACCAGUAGCUGUUGUGAUAGUUGAUGAGAUACAUUUCAUUGGAUGAUUGCUUGGAUGGAACUGAUUAUUGUGGAGGUCUCAAAUCUGAAGGACCAUAUGUUUUGGUUCACCGAGUAGAUAGCAUUGGUUUGAUAUUGGUUGCUGUGGAAUACGGAAGAUCGAGAUCGAGAGUAGUUCUCCAUUUCACUUUUUUUGAGUCUGUUGUUUUUCUUUCCAUUGUUAGUUUCUGUUAAUUUUUUGUUGUUUCAUUUUGAAGUAGUAAUUCGUGUAAUGACAGUCUUGUCCCAAGACUGUUUUUAGUGGAGGAGUUUGUCAUGCCCUUAGACUAAAAUAUAGACAAUAGAAAGUAGAAGGACCAAAACGUCAUUUUAGAAAAUAGGUAGAUUAUAGAUAGAGGUUUGGGUUUGUAAAUUAGAUGAUCGAAAAUAUUAUGCCAAAACUGAAUUUUUCAGUUCUCCUCCUUCGAUUUCCAUUUCAUCGAACCCUAGUUUCCCCCGAUCUCAGUCCAAAUUUCUCCCG
Molecule: messenger RNA, 4231 nt
Organism: Oldenlandia corymbosa var. corymbosa
Lineage: Eukaryota; Viridiplantae; Streptophyta; Magnoliopsida; Gentianales; Rubiaceae
Source: the annotation of a GenBank genome assembly